Molecule: messenger RNA, 9752 nt
Organism: Phyllopteryx taeniolatus (common seadragon)
Lineage: Eukaryota; Metazoa; Chordata; Actinopteri; Syngnathiformes; Syngnathidae
Product: host cell factor 1-like
Exons: 30
Coding region: 670-5139 (1489 amino acids)
Biological process (GO): regulation of DNA-templated transcription; chromatin remodeling
Cellular component (GO): histone methyltransferase complex
Molecular function (GO): transcription coactivator activity; protein binding
Source: RefSeq, a predicted model, not a curated record
GAUGGGUAACAACAUGGUGCCCAUAAACCAUGUGACGCCAAUUUAACCAAUGACAGAGCUGUAGCGGUUAGCCACUUGCUAGCACCCUGCUGCCAUAUACGUUCGUCUCGCGCUGUUUUGUUUGGUUAGCGUUAGUAGCAAAAUGGCGGCUCGCAUCCCUGCGCAGAGACGCGCCGCAAUCUAUUUUUAACUGCAGUGUACUGCUUCCUCUGUCCUCUGCUGCACGUGUGCAUACAGCCGCCGGUGAGGCUGUCGCUUGGGUCAGGAGAGAUGCACGUCCUUUUCUUCGUGUUAACGUGAGCCUGCAGCGCCUGGCUGCGGUGGUCACUUCCCGAUCGCUCUGUUUUUACCGGGCAGAAAAUGGUAGACUGGCCGCUAUGCCAGUAAGCGACACAAUGUAACAUUUAAAAACGAUUGAGCCGGGUAAAGAUGUUUGUUUACACGGUGGUAUCAAAGGGAAUCCACCUGGAGUAAACAGAAGUUCGUUGCCGUACAAUUUUAAGACAAGGUAACUAGUUAGCCGCUGAGCCACUUCGAAUUGGCCGGCUAGUUCGCGAGCUAGAACUAAACUACUGCGACUCAAGGCACCGACGAAGCCUUUUAAGGCAAACUUUUCCUUCGGUCCCCUCUCAGCAAAGACCAUUAGUGGUGGACUCUGACAAAGGCGACAUGGAAGUCGAGUCCGUGGUGCUUCAUCCCCGCUGGAAGCGUGUCCUGGGCUCGAGCGGUCCAGUACCGCGGCCCCGUCAUGGACACCGGGCCGUGGCAAUCAAAGAGCUGAUGGUGGUGUUUGGUGGAGGUAACGAGGGCAUCGUGGACGAGCUUCAUGUGUACAACACAGCUACCAACCAGUGGUUCAUCCCUGCUGUGCGAGGGGACAUCCCGCCUGGCUGCGCUGCUUACGGCUUUGUGUGUGACAGUACCAGACUUUUGGUGUUUGGUGGAAUGGUGGAAUAUGGAAAGUACAGCAACGACCUGUAUGAGCUGCAGGCCAGUCGCUGGGAAUGGAAGCGUCUGAAAGCAAAGGCUCCAAAGAACAACCCGCCCCCUUGCCCCCGCCUCGGCCAUAGCUUCUCUCUGAUUGGAAGUCGCUGCUUCUUAUUUGGAGGCCUGGCCAAUGACAGUGAAGACCCCAAGAACAACAUUCCCAGGUACCUGAAUGACCUCUACUUCCUGGAGUUGCGGCAGGGCUCCAGCGUGGUCAGCUGGGACAUUCCAUUGACGUCUGGGCAGCCGCCGCCACCCAGAGAAAGUCACACGGCCGUGGUGGCAAGCGGUUGUCGAGGCAACCGUCUAAUAAUCUACGGGGGAAUGAGCGGCUGCAGGCUGGGGGACCUAUGGGUGCUCGACAUUGACUCGCUUGUCUGGAGCAAACCAGCGCUCAGUGGGACUGCCCCCUUGCCUCGCAGCCUGCACUCGGCCACUACUGUCCAUAACAAGAUGUAUGUGUUUGGAGGUUGGGUUCCUCUGCUGAUGGAUGAUGUCAAAGUGGCAACACAUGAGAAGGAGUGGAAGUGCACCAACACACUGGCUUGCCUCAAUCUUGACACACUGUGCUGGGAGAUGGUGCAGAUAGACAGCAUGGAGGAAAACAUUCCGCGAGCUCGUGCCGGUCACUGCAGUGUAGCCAUCAACUCCAGACUUUACAUCUGGAGUGGGAGAGAUGGCUACAGGAAGGCCUGGAACAACCAGGUGUGCUGCAAGGACCUCUGGUACUUGGAGACAGAGCGUCCCAGUUCACCGUCCCGGGUUCAGCUGGUACGAGCCAACACGUCAUCUCUCGAGGUGAGCUGGGGACCAUCGCAGACCGCUGACACCUACCUGCUGCAGAUACAGAAGUACGACAUUCCCGCCACGUCUGUGGCAACCCCAGCCGUUUCCACAGCUGCCACAGCAGCAAACUCUCUCAAGAGCUCUGCUUCCGUCGCAGCAAGUCUGACAAACCAAAUCCCUCACAUCGCGUUAGUCUCCUCUUCCACAGCAGCCAUAUCUGCAAACCCAUUGGCAGAUGCUGCUAAAGGUCUAGCUGUCUUGAAGGUGGCCACUCAAGGAGCAAGAAGUGACACCUCCAAUGUCACAGUGCGACAGGCCACGCCAAAAUACCCAGUUGCCGUGACCACACUUCCUGCAGGUGUUCGCAUGAUGGUCCCCGCCAAGGUUGGACAAGCUACACCAAUCAGCAGCAGUCCUCAGAUGAGCGGCAUGGCGGCGCUGGCAGCAGCGGCUGCAGCUACCUGCAAGAUCCCGCCUGCCACAGCGACCAUGUUCAACGUCCCGGCAGGGGCCUCCAUCAUGAAGACUGCGGCAGUAAGUUCUGGAUCCGGCAGCCUUCCCGUCACAAUGGUCAGCAACUAUGCAACUCGUAUCCUGAAAACAGCCGUUGCACAGGUGGAUGGGGCAACUGUUGUCUCAAGCCCCGGCACGGGCAGCCGACCAAUUAUCACAGUGCACAAGUCUGGAACGGUGACAGUUUCCCCGCAGACUCAGGUGGUCACCACAGUGGUAGGGGGAGUCACCAAGACCUACACACUGGUUAACAGCCCACUGGGCAUGGGAGCGGGCGGUGCUCUGAUCAGCAACCUGGGGAAGGUGAUGUCUGUGGUGCAGACUAAACCUGUCCAGAGUGGAAUGCUCACCAGUCAGACAGGGAGUAGCUCUGUUGCACAGAUCUUGCAGGCAAAGGGCGCCCUCCCAACUGGAACCAUCUUGAAGCUGGUGACCUCUGCCGAUGGCAAACAGACCACUGUGCUCAGCAGCCCGCAGACUGGCUCUGUUGUAACCAAACCUGGUGCCACCAUCAUAAAGACCAUCCCUGUGUCUGCGCUGCAAGGGGGUGCAGGUGGACCAAUCACAAUCCUCACCACCAAGAUGGUGACACCUGGGGCUGCUGGGAAAUUUAUCACUACGGUCCCCAAAAUCUCAGCGGGACAGCAGGGUGUCACACAGGUCGUGUUGAAAGGGAAUACAGGUGCUUCAGGUACCAUCCUCAGGACCAUCCCGAAGGGCGGAGUCAGACUGGUGUCACCAGGCGCCAUCGGCGCCAAGCCUGUAGUCACCACGCUGGUUGUCAGGGGGGCGACAGGUGUGUCCAGUCUGGGGACGGUAACAGGAAGUGGGUCCACCAUGGUGGCAGAAUUAGCCACCAAUGCCUCCCUAGGCACGUCCAUCACCACUCUGCCGACCAUCGCUGCGCUCACCGGCCAGGUCACCACGGCGACGGCUGCAUCUGCUGGACCCAAGCAGGUUGGACACAAGCAGGUAACUUUAAUCAUGACACCGAGCGGAGCAGAAGCCCAGCCGCUGGUCCAGGAUCUGCCUGUCUCCAUCAUGGCAUCACCCACCUCAGAAGAAGCAGGAAGUACGACGGGCAUGCUGACAAGUAGUGGUCCGGAAGGCGUUAAUGGAGAUGCUGUUACUGCCUUUACUGAGGUCUGCUCCAACCCGCCCUGUGAGACGCACGACACGGGAACCACCAACACCGCCACUGUGGUGAUGGCAGGCACUGGUCAAGUGUUGCAGGUGUGCUCCAAUCCACCAUGUGAGACCCACGAAACUGGAACCACCAACACUGCCACUACGGUGGGAGCGGGAGGACUGAACCAGGUGUGCUCCAAUCCACCGUGUGAGACCCACAAGACCAGAACCACCAACACUGCCACCACGGCCACAGCUCAGCAGGGUGGCGACAUGAUGCAAGGAGACUCCACUGAGCCCUCCUCCUCCGACCCUGCUUCCUCUGUUGCCAUCAGCCAAGGCAGAGCCAUUACCACUGUUACACAGGCCACGCCCACACCUGGUCCAGCCAUACCAGAAAUCUCCUCAUUGGUCAGAGAGUAUGCAGUCAAGAGUGAGGAGGAGGCUGUCGCAAUGGCCGCUACAGAGAAGCCCAUGCAAAUGGAAACCCAAUCAGAGGAUGUGAUGUCAUCAUCUGCAGCGGUGUUGUUGCAAGGCAAUGAGAUGGCGUCCAUGGACACGCCUCCUCAGGAGCUUAUGUCAUCUGAAGGGGACGGCAGCGAGAUGGACUCUGGGUUGACGACGACACUGAUGGUGACUGCUGAUGGGCUGUGUCCAGAUGAGUCUCAGCGUCUGACCAUCCAGGCCUUCCUGCAAGCAGCAAGACACACAGGUGGUGCCGAGUCGGUGCAGUCCAUUCCCAUCGUGCUGACACAGCAGGAGCUCGCUGCUCUGGUCCAACAACAGCAGCUACAAGACUUGCACUGCCAAGCAGAAGAGGAGGCAGAGUCUGGUGCCGCGCCUACAGAAGGCCUCGCUCCAGCAGACAGUCUGAAUGACUCGGUAGCGGAGAGCAACAGCCAUGAGGUGACCUCAUCUGCUGUGACUAGCGCCGUGGCUCGACUGGCGAGCACCUUUGGCCCUGCCCCUCCCCUGACAGCUAGCUCUAAGACCGAGCCUCCUGCCCCACUCUGCGAUGUGUCCAACGGCAUCGGCGCCAAUGAGUGGUUUGACGUUGGGAUUGUCAGGGUGACCAACAUGACAGUUUUUCACUACUAUGUCCCUGAUGACGACGUCACUAUUGAUCACCACUCAGGCAUGAUGCCGGACUACAGUCGGAUGAAGAAAGUGGAGCUUCAACCAGGGACGGCGUACAAAUUCCGUGUGGCGGGGAUAAAUAUCUGUGGCUGCGGACCCUUCUCAGAGGUGUCUGCAUUUAAAACAUGUCUGCCUGGUUUCCCGGGAGCGCCGUGUGGCAUCAAGAUCAGCAAGAAUCUGGGUGGAGCUCAGCUUACUUGGGAGCCUCCGGCUGUCACAUCGGGGAAGAUCACAGAAUAUUCCGUGUACCUGGCAAUACAGUCGAGCCAGGCCACUGCCGCCUCCGGGUCCGGUCCGGCACAGCUAGCCUUUAUGAGGGUGUACUGCGGCGCCAGCCCAUCCUGCCUGGUCCAGACUUGCAGUCUCACCAACGCCCACAUCGACCAUACCACCAAGCCCGCCAUCAUCUUCCGCAUCGCUGCUCGCAACCAGAAGGGCUACGGGCCGGCCACACAGGUGCGGUGGCUUCAAGAAACCAGCAAAGACGCCAAAGCAGCCAGCAAGCGACCGGUGUCUUCUCCUGACUUUAAAUCUGUCACACCAAAGAAGUUCAGAGCUGACCAAUCAGAGGACUCCAAGCUGUGCUGAGGACUUCUCGGAUAUUUGUACAUUGACCCGUCACAACUUUCUUUUGUUCAUUUCUCCCCCUCUGUGACGCUCAUCAUGGAGACGUGGAAAAAAUACACCAAACAACUGUCCUCUCUGAGAUAAUUAAUUGUUGAAAGGUCAACGGUCUCUUAUACACAUGGGUGGAGCAUCUGCAGAGCGGUUAGGAGUAACUUAUUUUCUUGCAAUUGCAAAAAAAUAUUACCAAAUAUCUAGUGUUACUUACGUUUUACUUCCCUUUAUUUUUAUAUACAGUAGGUACGGAAAGUAUUCAGACCCCCGUCUUUUCCCCCCCUCAUUAAUGUACACACAGCACCCCAUAUUGACAGAAAAAAAACGGAAUUGUUGAGAUUUUUGCAGAUUCAUUCAAAAAGAAAAACUGAAAUAUCACACAGCCUUAAGUAUUCAGACCCUUUGUUCAGUAUUUAGUAGAAGCACCCUUUUGAGCUAAUACAGCCAUGAGUAUUUUUGGGAAUGCUGCAACAGAUUUUUCACACCUGGAUUUGGCGAUCCUCUGCCAUUCCCCCUUACAGAUCCUCUCCAGUUAUGUCAGGUUGGAUCGUGAACAUUGGUGGAUGGCCAUUUUCAGGUCUCUCCAGAGAUGCUCAAUUGGUUUUAAGUCAGGACUCUGGCUGGGCCAUUCAAGAACAGUCAUAGAGUUGUUCUGAAGCCACUCCUUCAUUAUUUUAGCUGUGUGCUUAGGGUCAUUGUCUUGUUGGAGGGUGAACCUUCGGCCCAGUCUGAGGUCCUGAGCACUCUGGAGAAGGUUUUUGUCCAGGAUAUCCCUGUAGUUGGCCACAUUCAUCUUUCCUUUGAUUGCAACCAGUUGUCCGUCCCUUGCAGCUGAAAAACACCCCCACAGCAUGAUGCUGCCACCACCAUGCUUCACUGUUGGGUCUGUUGAGCAGUGCCUGGUUUUCUCCACACAUACCGCUUAGAAUUAAGGCCAAAAAGUUCUAUCUUGGUCUCAUCAGGCCAGAGAAUCUUAUUUCUCACCAUCUUGGAGUCCUUCAAGGCCCGGUUGUUCAAAACUCGUUUAUUUUUUAACCACUGGUUAAGUAGACUUAACUGACCGUUAACUUUAACGGCACCGUUAUCUUGUUGUCCAAAACUCGGUUAACUUUAACCGGCUGUUAACUUGACAUUAAAGUUAACACACCAAAGGACCGCCGCUAACAUUUUAACAGUGUGGUUAACUCUAAAGAUGGUGUUCGCAGCUAACGCUGGCUUCAUUUUAUUGUCACACUUUCUGUUAGUUCCUCUCAUAAACAGAUAUUACUGAUACCAAUAAUGCUAAGUCAAAUUUACUGCCAAUGUUCUUUCCAUGGUAACUCAGAUAAGCUAAGACAGAAACAUAUUAGAUUUUCUUGUUGCAGUUUAUUACUGUGGUCUGGCGCAAAAGUGAGUGUUACAGAGAAAUUACUGUGUAUAGAAAGUAAACUUGUCAGUUUAUGCUAUAAAAUAUUGACUAACUUAACAGGAACGUCCAAAGUCGAACAUAAUCUAUUUUGGGAUACAAAUUGACUACCAACUUGUUCCCAUUUCAUGCCUAUUAAUUCAUUGUAAAUCAGUUAUAACUGAAAUAUGUUCCAGAGUCAAACUGUCACCAUUAUAAAACUUUUUAUACAGAUAGGUUUUUUUAUGCAGUGCAUGUGAGUAUUCUAAAAAAUAGCUGACUGAUACACAUUUUGUUGUUUUGUUAAUGAUAUUGAUGUAGUCACUUUUGCCAUAUUUUAGGGUGCAGUCAGGAUGUACCAUGUUAAUGCAUCACAAAUACAUUGCACUUCUAUGGUUGUCGUCAUACUAUACAUCUUUGCCUUCACUGAUAAGUAGUUGUACAGUGGUGGCAUGACAAAAAUAACCCAGUAAAAAUCAAAACACUUGCCCAGUAAAGGGUUUAAUUUGAAACUUAUUUUUCAUGAAAAUGUUCAUUUUUGAAAUCUUCAGUUCCACUGUAUCUUGGCAGGUAAACUUAACAUAAAAAUAUCCUUUUGCGAAGGGUGUAAUAAUACAUUUGCUUGGUAAAAGCAUUCAUUUCCACUGAAGGCUUGAGGCAGGUUGUGUCAUCUCUUUGUUAGACAGAUCACGGUUUUGGAUGAUUAUCAUCUAAUCUACAGUAAAUCAAGUUCAAGGGCACUCGAUAGUCGUCAUAGUAACAAAAGUAAUUCUGGCUUGUUAUAGAGGGAAAGCUAGAAAUUUGCUUGAGUAAAUAGAUGCUCUUUAGUGAGACAAAAGUAAAUCUUUAGACCCAUGCAAUUUAUUGAACUUGUGCGACUGCUAAAUUAAGAUGUGUAAUAUGUUUCAGAAGUGCUUGUGAUUGUGGAAAAAGUAAUUAUCACGAUUAUUCACAGAUUUCGAAACUUUGCAUUUAUUUAACGACCAAAACUCUGACCAUGUUUUCAACAACGCAUGUUUAACGGUCGGUUAGCUAACGGCAGGUUAAGAAUUUAACUGGUGGUUAGUGGUGAACCAGUGUUUAAAAUAAACGAGUUUUGAACAACCGGGCCCAGGUGAUUUUUUUUUUUUUUUUUUUUUUUUUUUUUUUUUUUUUUUUUAGCAAACUCUAUGCAGGCUUUCAUGUGUCUUUCACUGAGGAGAUGCUUCCGUUGGGUCACUCUUCCAUAAAGCCCCGACUGGUGGAGGGCUGCAGUGGUGGUUGACUUUCUAUAACUUUCUCCCAUCUCCUGACUGCAUCUCUGGAGCUCAGACACAGUGAUCUUUGGGUUAUUCUAUUGCUCACUCACCAAGGCUCUUCUCGCCCGAUUGCUCAGUUUGCAAGGACGGCAAGGAAGGGUUCUGAUCGUCCCAAACAUCUUCCAUUUCAGGAUUAUGGAAGCCACUGUGUUCUUUGGAACCUUAAGGGCAGCAAAAUCCUUUUUUUAACCUUGGCCAGAUCUGUGACUUGCCACAAUUCUGUCUCUGAGCUCUUCAGGCAGUUCCUUUGACCUCAUGAUUCUCAUUUGCUCUGACAUGCAUUGUGAGCUGUAAGGUCUUAUAUAGACAGGUGUGUGGCUUUCCUCAUCAAGUCCAAUCAGUAUCAUCGAACACAGCUGGACUCCAAUGAAGGUGAAGAACCAUUUCAAGGAUGAUCAGAAGAAAUGGACAGCACCUGAGUUAAAUGUGUCACAGCAAAGGGUCUGAAUACUUAUGGCUGUGAUAUUUCAGUUCUUUAAUAAAUCUGCAAAAAUGUCAACGAUUCAGUUUUUCAAUAUGGGGUGCUGUGUGUACAUUAAUGAGGAAAAAAUUAUCUUAAAUGAUUUUAGCAAACGGCUGCAUGGUUGGUGUGGCUACUUUAUCCACUGUACAUAUUUGUACUGUAACAGUACAGCAAAGUUAAAAUUCCAUUCAAUUUCUAAUGUGCAGUUUGAUACACAAUUCAAUUUUGUAUACAUAUAAUAAAUAUAAUACCGUAUGCAGGUAUGUACAAGGGGCAGUCAAAAUGUAAUGAGCCCAAUUUAGUUUAACCUGCUAAUAAUUGAAAUAUUUUUUUCUGACAUUUUCACUGUAGUUUAAAUACUUGUUUGAAUGUUUGGGGGGGAAUUAAGCCUCUCCUCUUCCUUUCAGCCAUUUGAGAAAUGACAUCAUUGUUGGAUGCCGUCAUAGGCAGAGGCUGUGAUUGAAUUUCUUGCUUUGGAAGGGGAACCAAACGAAACAUUUUCAAAAGGAUGCAAACUGUUUUUUGGGGUUAGGGAGGUUAUGUCAUCAAUGAUGACACAUGAUGGUAAUUUCAUCAAUAAUGACUUUAUGAUGAUGAUCUCUUAUCAGUGCCUCGACCCAAAGCACUAGUCCCAGGAUUGAGCUCUGAUGAUGGUCUGCCGCUCCUUUGUUGUCAUUGUGCUCACUCAAAGGAGGCUCUCAUUCUUUGCGUUUCUUUUAUCCUAGACACCCACUUUUUCACUGUGCUGUAGCCUAUUGCAGCUUCCCCAUACACAUUUUUCAACCUUUUGAAAAUGUUUUGUGGUAGUUCUCCUUCCAAAGUAAGGAAUUCAGUCACAGCGCUCUGCUUCUGACGGACAUCCAACAGUGACCUAAUUUCCAGGCUUUCAUCAUCAAAAAAGAAAAGGAAAAAAAACUAGUAUUUAAACUACAACUGUGAAUAUUUCUGGAAAUAAAUUGCAAUAAUUAGUAGAUAAAAUUAAUUUGGGCUCAUUACUUUUUCACUGUCCCACAUAUAUACUAUAUGUGUAGUAAUAUAUUGAUUAUAUUGAAUGAUAGAUAUAUUCAUUAUAAAUUUAGUUUUAAUAUAUUUAUAAUAUAUUAAUAUGAUAAAUACAUUCAUCAGAUUAGACUGUGCCUGUGUUUUCUUCCGUGUCCCACUUAAAUCUUGAGACAUGUUUGUGACUUAGUUUUUCGAACUCAGAAAAUUAUCUGGGUCUUUGCAACUACCCAAUUUCCAUCUGUUCUUAACCAGAUAGCUAAAAAUGCUCCUAUACUGCUGCUUGGAAAUGUCAAGGUUAUUAGUAGUACCAGCAAUGUUUGUUCCUCUCCUUUGCUUCUCGUAGAUGAACUAGCAUUAGCGGUAGCCACAGUUUUGCUCACUCAGGUCAGAUGACCGUCACCGGAAAAAGUAGAAAAAUAAAUGUAUUUUCAAUCCA